AUGACAAUUCCAGUGCUUGUUUCAUGGCUUUUCUUGAUGUUAUCCACUUACUCAUCUUUAUUCGGUCAUGUUGUUGUUGUGGCUGGUCAAUGUCUCAGCCAUCAACAAUCUUUGUUGCUGCAACUCAAGCAUGCCAUCAUCUUCGACGAAACCAGUUCCAAAAUUUUAGUGAAUUGGAAUGAAAGCUCCGAUUGUUGUACUUGGCCCGGUAUAACCUGUGAUGAUGAUGGACGUGUCAUUGGUCUCAAAUUGAGCAACGAAGGGAUAUUCGGUGGGAUUCAUGACAACUCUGCACUCUUCAACCUCGUGGACCUCAAGAGCUUGGAUUUGUCUUCUAACGGAAACUUAAGCUCAGAGAUUCCAUCAAGGAUUGGUAACCUCACAAAUUUGAAUUAUCUCAACUUGUCAUCUUCUUUCCGGUGUCGUCAAAUCCCAAAAACAAUAUCAGUCCUGAAUAAAUUACUUAUCCUUGAUUUAUCUGACCCCCAUUUACCUUACUUUUUUCGUCAUCCAUAUGACAAGGGCUCAAAUUUGAGCAUGCAUAUGUUUACAAACUUCACAAGACUUGAAGAACUAUAUGUUCGUGGUGUAAAUCUAUCAGCAUCUGGGAAUGAAUGGGGCCAGGCUUUAUCUUCUUCACUGCCUAAUUUGCGAGUAUUGAGUUUAAUCUCUUGUUCUCUUUCUGGUCCUAUUGAUAAGUCGCUUGCCAAGCUUCAAUACCUAUCAGUGGUUCAACUCGAUUACAAUGAUCUUUUGUCUUCUGAAGUUCCAAAAUUCUUUGCGAAUUUCUCAAAUUUGACUACCUUGUCUCUAAGUGGUUGCAGCUUGUAUGGAAUGUUUCCUAAAGAGAUCUUUCAGGUACCAACACUAAGGAUUCUUGACAUAUCGGAGAAUGAAUUACUUGGUGGUUCUUUGCCAGAAUUUCCCCCAGAUAGUGAUCUUCAAAGUCUGGUGCUUUACCGCACUAAUUUCAGUGGGAGUUUGCCUGCUUCUACUGGCAAUCUUGGUCAGUUAUCCAGAUUAGACAUUUAUCAAUGUCAGUUCAGCGGUUCACUUCCAAAGUCCAUGACAAAUCUCACCCAACUUGUUCAUCUUGAUUUAUCAUCAAACAUGUUCACUGUUCCAAUUCCAUCUUUUAAUAUGUCCAGGAACUUGAUGGAAAUAGACCUAUCCAAUAAUUCUCUCAAUGGAAACAUCCCUUCAUCUCUGUUUGCCCUUCCAUCAUUAGAAACAAUUGAUCUCUCAUACAAUCAGUUUAGCGGAGUUGAUGAAUUUCCAAAUGUAUCUUCCUCAGUGUUGAAUUCCGUUUUUUUGAGUGGCAACAAUCUACAAGGUACUGUUCCAUCAUCUCUGUUGGCCCUUCCAUCAUUAGAAACAAUUGAUCUUUCAAACAAUCAGUUUAGCGGAGUUGAUGAAUUUCCAAAUGUAUCUUCCUCAGUGUUGAAUUUCAUUUAUUUGAGUGGCAACAAUCUACAAGGUACUAUUCCAUCAUCUCUGUUUGCCCUUCCAUCAUUAGAAACAAUUGAUCUUUCAAACAAUCAGUUUAGCGGAGUUGAUGAAUUUUCAAAUGUAUCUUCCUCAAUGUUGAAAUAUUUAAGUCUUACUUCUUGCAAACUUGGAGUGUUUCCUUAUCCAAUUAAAAACCUAGCUCUGUUUGAUUUGGACCUUUCAAACAAUCAAAUUUCUGGGGAGAUACCUAAUUGGAUUUGGAAAGUUGCCCUAAAUUUGAAUCUUUCACAUAAUCAGCUGGUGGGCAUGCAAGAACCAUAUUAUCUUCAAAAUCUUAGUAGUCUUGAUCUUAGUUUUAACCAGCUCCACGGGACGAUACCCAUUCUACUACCAAAUGCUCUCCAUGUAGAUUUGUCUAGCAAUAACUUUCAAUCUUCCAUUCCAUCUGACAUUGGUAAUAACCUCAUUGCUACAUAUGUAUCCCUCUCAAACAGUGGCCUUACAGGAGUUAUACCUGAAUCAAUAUGCAAAGCAAGUAACCUAGAAGUUCUCGACCUGUCCAACAACACUUUGAGUGGCAAAAUACCAAGGUGCAUUUUUUCCAUGGAUUCAAUUGUCAUGGUGAAACUUCGAAGGAACAACUUGAGCGGCCCAAUUCCUGAUGCAUUUCCGGAUAAUUGCAAAUUAAAGACCCUAGAUCUCUAUGGAAACUUACUCACAGAUAGGAUUCCAAAAUCUCUGGUCAACUGUCAUCCUUUGAAGGUUUUAAACCUUGGGAAAAAUCAAAUGCUGGAUACUUUUCCACUAUUUUUGAAAAGAAUAUCUACAUUGCUCAUCCUUAUUUUGAAAUCAAACAGAUUGCAUGGCAGCAUUACAUGUGCUGACAACAUCGGUGGUUGGCCAGUGAUUGAAAUUGUGGAUGUAGCUUCCAACAAUUUCAGUGGUGAACUACCAUUUCAAUGCUUAACAACAUGGGGUGUAAUGAAAGGUGAUCCACCAUUGCCAUUGCCAUUCUCAUCCCACGAUAGUUAUAACAGAGCAAUGAGAGAUGUUGACUAUGAAGAUGUAGUACCAGUUACCAACAAACGUCUAGAAAUGGACCUGGUAAAGAUACCCGAGGGAUUCACUUGCAUUGACUUUUCAAGCAACAACUUCUCUGGUGAAAUCCCAAAACAACUGGGACUACUCACAUAUCUGAAGGUACUCAACUUGUCCAAUAAUGCUCUCAGCGGUCAUAUCCCAUCAUCUUUUGGCAACAUGCAUGAGUUGGAGUCAUUAGACCUCUCGAGGAAUCGUCUGAAUGGAGAAAUCCCAGCAUCACUUUCGAAUUUGAAUUUCCUUGAAGUCCUAGACCUGUCGCAUAAUCAGCUUUUUGGAAGAAUCCCCAAAGGUACUCAAAUUCAAACCUUUUCAGCUGAUUGUUUUCAGGAUAAUGAAGGACUAUGUGGGCCUCCUUUGACACCACGUUGCAAAAAUGAUGAGGUUGAUCUGCCACCAAAAACGUCUCAUGAAGCCAGUCAUCAAAACUCUGGCAACAAAGGGAUCAAAUGGGAUCUAAUAAGUGCCGAAGUUGGUUUCGUUGUUGGAUUUGGAACUGUGAUUGGGCCUCUUGUGUUUUCCAGCAGAUGGAGGAAGCGCUAUUACGACCGUGUUGAGGACAUUGCGUUUAGGAUUUUACCUAAUCUGAUUCUUGAGAAAUGGUUGUCAUGGAAGAUGGGAAUGCGAAAAUAA
Ziziphus jujuba (common jujube) is the source of this 3180-nucleotide messenger RNA. RefSeq names its product receptor-like protein 32. Lineage: Eukaryota; Viridiplantae; Streptophyta; Magnoliopsida; Rosales; Rhamnaceae. The record is from RefSeq and is a predicted model, not a curated record. The coding region runs from base 1 to 3180 and encodes 1059 amino acids. Gene Ontology annotation, molecular function: protein binding. The transcript has a single exon.